AUGGGGGGAGGCCCUCCUUACCCGCCGAAACUGGCGGCCGCCGCGCCGCCGCACCCGGAGGAUGACGUCUCCGGAGAGCCCUUCAUCCGUCUUGGCGCCGGAGGAGUGGGCGUCGGGAUAGGCGGCGGCGGGCUCCGGAAGAAGGCGGUGGGUGUUAGGGCUUGGCUGCAGCUGGACUCGACUGGCCAGGCGCAGGUCGUGGAGGUCGGGAAACACGCAAUCAUGAGGCGGACGGGGCUCCCGGCCCGAGAUCUCCGCAUACUCGACCCGCUACUGUCUUAUCCGUCCACCGUGCUCGGCCGCGAGCGGGCCAUCGUUAUCAAUCUGGAGCACAUAAAGGCGAUUAUCACGGCGCAGGAGGUUCUCUUGCUCAAUUCUAGAGAUCCUUCGGUGAUUCCGUUUGUUGAUGAGCUUCAGAGGAGAAUCCUGCUCCACCACCAGGCUGUCAAGUCUCAGGAAACUGGAGAUGUAGAAAAUGCCGACUGGAAAAACUUAUAUGAUUUAGAAGGUCCUCAAUCAGUUCGAACAAGCCCCCCAAAUUAUUCGAGAAAUUUUACCGGCAAGGAAGAUGGAGGGAAAGCAGAAGGGAGAGAACAAUCUCCCGAGAAUCGAGAUGGCCCCAAGUUGCUGCCAUUUGAGUUUGUUGCGUUAGAGGCCUGUCUCGAGGCUGCAUGCAGUUGCUUGGAUAAUGAAGCAAGGACAUUGGAACAAGAAGCUCAUCCAGCGUUGGAUAAGUUGACUUCAAAGAUCAGUACACUCAAUCUGGAACGCGUGAGGCAAAUUAAGAGUCGUCUGGUUGCUAUUACUGGCCGUGUUCAAAAGGUGAGGGAUGAGCUGGAGCACUUGCUUGAUGACGAUGAUGACAUGGCGGAAAUGUAUUUGACUGACAAACUGCAAGAACAGCUAGAGAACUCCUCUGUUUCUUCCCUGGAUGAGCCAGAGCAAGAUGUGUUGGACAAUGCAAACAUUGAUGACAGGACCCCUGCUGAAAUAUUGAUGGAAGGCAAUGAGGGUUUAGAUGUUCGGGAACAGUUGUUCGGUGGCCCUAAUGUCCUGAGCAGAGGCAGUCAUGGGACCCAUACCAGUACGCACAGUGCCGUAAGCAAGCACCUUGAUGUAGAGGAGCUCGAGAUGCUUUUGGAAGCUUAUUUUGUUCAGAUUGAUGGUACACUCAACAAGCUGUCCACUCUUAGGGAGUACGUGGAUGACACUGAGGACUAUAUCAACAUAAUGCUGGACGAUAAGCAAAACCAUCUCCUGCAAAUGGGGGUCAUGCUGACGACAGCAACUCUAGUGGUGAGCGCUUUUGUGGUGGUGGCCGGGAUUUUCGGCAUGAAUAUCCAAAUCGAGCUCUUUCAGGACGAGCUGAAUGGGAUGACGAGGUUCCUGUGGACUGUGGGAGGCAGCACGGCCGGCACUCUUUUUCUGUACGUUAUCGCCAUUGCUUGGUGCAAGCACAGAAGGUUGCUCGAGUGA
Striga hermonthica is the source of this 1476-nucleotide messenger RNA. Lineage: Eukaryota; Viridiplantae; Streptophyta; Magnoliopsida; Lamiales; Orobanchaceae. The record is from the annotation of a GenBank genome assembly.